Messenger RNA from Venturia canescens, 1139 nucleotides. RefSeq lists its product as uncharacterized. The transcript is spliced from 5 exons. The coding region runs from base 438 to 1124 and encodes 228 amino acids. The record is from RefSeq and is a predicted model, not a curated record. Lineage: Eukaryota; Metazoa; Arthropoda; Insecta; Hymenoptera; Ichneumonidae.
CCUCGCGAAAUGUGACUGCAACUUAUUCGAUUCUCCUGCAAUGUUAAGUGAACACACGCCAUUUGGAAUAAGCGCAUAAAACGGCAAAAUACGUCACUUCAAGUUCGGGGUUGCCUCGUUCCAACGAUUUCUUAUCCCACGAAAAGCAUGUAAAUCCCACGAGUAUCUCCUCGAUAUCUUCGUUCCAAUAGAACAUUUCAAAUACUAUUUUCCACGUGCGGAUUUCGAUAACCUUGUGGUGUUUGGGUUUGUUUAAUCAAAAAAAGUUUGUGCGCAGUUCCUGAUGGAACAGUGUGAGAGAAACAUGGCAUCAUUAGUCGAUCCAGACAAGUGGGACUGUGCAAAAGAAGUGCUAACAUCGAAUCAGCCCCGGCAGGCUAUAUAAGUCAAGCAUGAUUGUCUUCUAGACACAGACCGAAAGAGUAACUCGUUUCGAAAUGUAUAAAAUCGUGAUCUCUUUGUGCCUCCUGGUGCCCGCGAUUGGAAAUGCAUGGGUACUCAAUCUUUUGCACUCGAUGGAAAUUCAAUUAAACGGCACACUCGAAAACGUCACAAGAACGUUAAACAACGAGUUUGCAGUCGCUGACAAGGCUAUGGGUUCAAUUAUUUCCGAAAUUUCUUUGAAAGAUCCAUUUCUAUUGACGCUCGAUCGUACUCGUUACGUGAUAGAUAAUGAGUCGAAACGUUCCCACGAUUGUUCCGAAUUUUUGAAACAACUUUUCGAAAUGUACCGUCAAAAAGUGGAUAACUGCUCGAAGCUCCACCUGAAUUUUCUGUCGAAAAACCAUAGAGCUUUGGCCGUCACAUUGCAAAUUACUCUCACGAAAUUUGAGAGAUUCAAAGCAGAGGCCAUCGAAUGUGAUAAAAAUGCUACAACUAUCGUUAAUAACAUGAUGGAUGCCUAUUGUGUCCGACGGAUCACGAUAAAAUUGAAAAAAAUUGAACGUAAAAUUACAAACGAGUUUUCGACCGUUGUUCGGAUCGCAAGAAAAAUGAAGGAUACGUGGACAAGGAACAUCAUCGACUGCAUAGCGACAAACGAAACGCCGUUAAUUGUUGAAAAUUAUUUGAAAAAAUGUGAUUCUCGAUUAGAUGUAAUUUUUAAUCCGAUAAAACAAAAUUAGAGACAAAUUAUUUGA